AAGCCAAGCAUAGAACACUGGCGACUAAGGUAAAUAAGUAAGCAAAGCUUAGAAGUUAGAAGCAGUCGAGGCAGAUUGAGAAGACAGAAACACACUUGUGCUGUGGGAAAAGGCAGAGACAACAAACAUGUUAAGGAUAUCUCAUCUUAGACUCUCUCUCACUUGCGCUCUCAACCUCUCGACUCCCUUAAACCUCGUCAAAUUCUCUACUACUUGUUCUUCUCCACCUUGGCGUCUCCCCCGCACCUUCAAACCCACUCGCGCCAAUUCCUCCUCGUUUUUGACCUCCAACCCUGUCAUGCCUACUACUCCAGCUCCCAAGUGUUCAGCUUCAUUUACUUCAAGUAGCUCUGGCGAUGGAAAGGAGAUAUUGGUCCAGCACUUACUUGUUAAAGACGACAAUCUCAAGCUUCUUCUAGAUCUUCAGCAGAGAAUAUCACAAGGUGAAGACCUUAGUGAUCUUGCUGCAGAGUACUCGAUAUGUCCAUCCAAAGAAGAGGGGGGAAUGCUUGGGUGGGUGAAAAAGGGGCAAAUGGUACUAGAGUUUGAGGAGACUGCAUUUAGUGCAUCUUUAAACAAAAUUGUUAGGUGCAAAACAAAAUUUGGAUGGCAUUUAUUACAAGUACUAUCAGAGAGGGAGGAAUCAGUACUUCAAAACAUUCAAUGCAAGGAGCUGCAUUUGAAAAUGCAAGAUCCAAGUUUCUUAGAAGAGGCACAGUUGAUCGAUGUCCGAGAACCUGAAGAAGUGGCUCGAGCUUCUUUAUUGGGAUUCCAGGUUCUUCCUCUUCGACAAUUUGGAAGCUGGGGACCUGACAUAACUACGAAGUUAGAUCCUCAAAAGGAUACGUAUGUUAUGUGUCACCAUGGCAUGCGAUCUUUACAGGUUGCCCAGUGGUUGCAGACGCAGGGUUUCAAGAGAGUCUACAAUGUUGCUGGGGGAAUCCAUGAAUAUGCUCGAACAGUUGAUCAAAGAAUUCCGACUUACUGAUGAUAUUUUCGGGAUUAGAGAUGUGUUUCCCAUCACUUCGAGACCAGUUCACCAUUUUUGUUGCGUACAUUGUAUGAACACUAAUAUAAGAUCAGAACUACAUUUUUUCUUUUCUUUUUUAGUUAAAGAAAUCAGAACUCCAAUUUUUAAUGGUUUUCUUUGUUUCUAGAAGAGACACAUACCUAAC
Molecule: messenger RNA, 1175 nt
Organism: Argentina anserina (silverweed cinquefoil)
Lineage: Eukaryota; Viridiplantae; Streptophyta; Magnoliopsida; Rosales; Rosaceae
Product: rhodanese-like/PpiC domain-containing protein 12, chloroplastic
Exons: 8
Coding region: 128-988 (286 amino acids)
Molecular function (GO): peptidyl-prolyl cis-trans isomerase activity
Source: RefSeq, a predicted model, not a curated record